This is a messenger RNA of Toxoplasma gondii ME49, 1437 nucleotides long. RefSeq names its product PCI domain-containing protein. Bases 1 to 1398 code for a protein of 465 amino acids. Gene Ontology annotation, molecular function: double-stranded DNA binding; RNA binding. NCBI's taxonomy places the organism in Eukaryota, Apicomplexa, Conoidasida, Eucoccidiorida, Sarcocystidae. Gene Ontology annotation, biological process: transcription elongation by RNA polymerase II; post-transcriptional tethering of RNA polymerase II gene DNA at nuclear periphery; poly(A)+ mRNA export from nucleus. The record is from RefSeq and is a predicted model, not a curated record. The transcript has 10 exons. Gene Ontology annotation, cellular component: transcription export complex 2.
AUGCUGGCUGAUGGACUUCCCUCGAGAGGGCGCCGCGGGGGGCGGAGAGGUGGGCAGGGCGGUGGCCCUAGGUUGGUGGCGGCACCCUGGGUUUCUUCAGGAGGAGGCGAACGUAACGGUUCCACUGCUGAGUGGAUCAGUGAUAUGGUUACUGCCAUAGUGCAGAAUAAUGGAGAGCUGUUCUCCGACCUGAUUCGUGAACGAGAAAGACUGAUACCAGACCACGAGAUACGGAGCAUGCCAGAAACGGUCAUGAGUGCAAUUCCUCACAACAAGCUGCGGGAGGCAGGUCUUUUGAAAGGAGAUUCACUGUACAAAAAACUACUUCAGGAGUUCCUGCGUCUACGUCAACUUCAAGCGCGCCAUCCAGUUCGAUGGAGUGAGGUCGUCAAGCAGUGCAUCGCGUUGCUUGACAUUUAUAUCGACGUGUAUGUGGAUCCCAAUUUAGAAUCCUGCGGUUGGCUUGUCCCGGGUCUCGCAGCCCUGUGCAGUAUCAUGAAUAAAGCCGCGUAUGCGGCUGACAACUCGCAAGAUGAAACUGCUGAUUUUAUGGACGACGAGGACGUUCCAGAAGAUGAAGAAACACAGAACAAGUACACCAAGGAGGUUCUCAAUGCUAUUCGACCGAAAUUGGGAAAGGUCAGGGGUGAUGAAGAACGACAUGGCGCGUACAUAGUUCUUCUCGGUCAGUCCAUCAAGCGGUGCCUGCAGCUCGGCAACAUGCAGAUGGCCGCUGGCUUUCUGAAGCUAUGUGAUUCCAAGCAAAUCAAUUUUUCUCGUGUUCCCCGUGGCCCAAUCGUUAACUUUCGCUACUACCUUGGCAAGUUGUACAUGCAGCAGGAGCAGUUUGAACAGGCCGAAGCGGAGCUAGUAUGGGCGUUCACGCAUUGCCCGGAGGCGAAUAUCAAUGUACGAAGGAAUAUUUUGGAAUGUCUAAUCCCUGUGCGUCUGCGCAUGGGAAAAGUACCUCCCUUGGAGUUACUGAGAAAGUACAGGAUGGAGCACUAUGUUCAGAUAAUAUCCUCUAUGAAGACAGGCAAUGUCUCAAGUUUCGACAAAACCAUGGAGAUCCACGAACGAAUUCUGAUAAAUCAUGGAACAAUUCUCUGCGUUGAGAGAAUCAAAUUCAUCGUUUACAGGACGCUAAUGAAGCACGUCAAGGAAUGGUGGUUAAAGAGUGGACUCGCAUCGAAGCCUAACAUAGUGCCCAUUUCAGCUUUUUCAACGGCGCUGAAAUGGCAAAGCGACAGCCUCUUCGAUGAUGAUGAAAUGGCCUGUAUCAGCGCGAAUCUGAUUCGAAUGGGAUAUAUCAAGGGUUACAUCUCUUGGGAGCACAUGGUGAUCGUUUUCAGCAACCAAAAUCCAUUCCCAAGCCUGAGAACUAUGCGGCCGAGUUAGAAUACGGUGAAUUCGCUCGCUUAGUCAAAAGGGUGUGGG